AUGGCGAAAAUUAUAGCUAUCACAGGUGCGAAUAAAGGGUUAGGAAAAGCGAUUAUAAUAUAUUAUUAAAUCUAAGCCAAAUCUAUUUAACCUUCAAUUUUAUAUUUUAUGAAAAAAUUGAGUUAUAUUUCUUUUCAGCUCAUCAGGCUUAUCCUGAACUAAUAUAUUGAGAAAAUCAUUCAAGAAGCUCCUGAAUUUGAUGUAGUAUUGAUGACGUCCAGAAAUACAGAGCGCGGAUUCAGAACUAAAGGAGAGCUUGAAAUGAAGUAUGGCAAACAAAGCCGCUUACACUACCAGCAAUUAGAUGUCACUUCACUAGAAAGCAUCAGAAACUUUGCUGAGUUUGUCCAAAAAACAUACGGCCAUAUCGAUGUCUUUGUUAACAAUGCUGCAAUUUACUCAAAAACAGGCCAAUUUACAAUUGAUAUUGUACAAUCGACUUUAGAUAGCAAUUUUUAUGGGCUUGUCAAUGUGACGGAAGUGAUUUUGCCUCUUAUGAGGGAAAACGGGCACAUAAUUAAUGUUUCAUCCAGAAUGGGCAGCACACAGUGCAUUCCAGAUCCAGAAAUUGCUGACUUCCCCUUUUUAUAUUGAUAAAAAAAAUCCUAAUUUAAAGUGGAUUAAUAAUGUUUAAAUUUUUCUCGAAAAAAAAAAUAAAAGAAUAUAAAUUAAACGCUGUAUAAAUGAUUUUAAUUUAUUUUUAUAACCAUUUAAGAGUGAAAACUGUUUAAAUAAUAUUUUACUUGCAUUAUUCCAUUAAAUUAGGUAAAAGUAAUUUAUAAAAAUUAGUAUAUAUCCUAUAAAAUUUACCUUUAAAAGGGUUUAUGUACCCAAAAAAAAGAAAUUUUUAUCAAUAUUUGUUCAAGUUUAAAGAGGAGUGAGCGAUUUCUUUCAGAUUAUUUGACAAGAGAAGAACUUUUUCGCUUAGCUCAUGAUUUUCUUGAAGGCACAAGAGCAGGAAAUUGGGUUGCAAGAGGUUGGCCAACUCAAGCUUACUCAGUGAGUAAGGUCCUUGUAAAUGGUUAUACAAGAGUACUAGACAGAGAGCUUAGAGACAGAAGAAUUAAAGUCAAGGUAAAUUCUGUAUGUCCAGGCCACUUGAGAACUGAUAUGGGAGGUCCAUCUGCCCCUUUUUCUGUAGACGAAGGUACAAUUACUCCUAUGAUUAUGAUAAAGUAUACAGGAGAAGAAUCUGGAAGAUUCUGGUAUAAUGGAGGAGUACAGGAAUGGGCUUAA
Messenger RNA from Blepharisma stoltei, 1236 nucleotides. NCBI's taxonomy places the organism in Eukaryota, Ciliophora, Heterotrichea, Heterotrichida, Blepharismidae. The record is from the annotation of a GenBank genome assembly.